This is a messenger RNA of Venustampulla echinocandica, 510 nucleotides long. RefSeq lists its product as uncharacterized. The record is from RefSeq and is a predicted model, not a curated record. Bases 1 to 510 code for a protein of 169 amino acids. The transcript has 2 exons. Lineage: Eukaryota; Fungi; Ascomycota; Leotiomycetes; Helotiales; Pleuroascaceae.
AUGGAAGCUGCAAUCGGAGCCGGCAUCGAGACCAUUAAGGCCAUAAACAUCAUCAUUGGAGACCUCCGCAGCACGCCUGCUAUUGUCCAAAGAAUAAUGUCAAAGUCUGCUCAACUACGCGGUCUGCUGGAGGCCCUACAACGCAAGUCACAAACCCAAAUCCUCAGCGAUGCGGGCACGAAGGGUUGGCUUGAACAGCAGCACCACUGCAAUAGGACCCUACGCCGAAUCGAAGACAUAUUGGAGGAAUACGCCAAAGGGAGCACAGCGAAAGUCCCCAUUUUAUCCGCCAUAACAUUUGAGUUUGGACCAAAGGGGGAGCUUAUAGAGCACAUGAAGGACCUGGAAGACAGUGUGAAGAAUUUCAUUUGGCAUUCUAAAAUAGUUCAACCCGGUCCGAAGGCGGGGUUCAUGGAACCUCCCCAACGUCGUGACAAUCUGCCAUCUCGAAACCAGGCGCCAGCGAUGUCGCUUUCCCAGUUCGUCCAGAAGCAGACUGGCUCGUUGUGA